This is a messenger RNA of Pseudomyrmex gracilis, 667 nucleotides long. It is a transcript of the gene RpL18A, whose product is annotated as 60S ribosomal protein L18a. The transcript has 3 exons. Gene Ontology annotation, cellular component: cytosolic large ribosomal subunit; ribosome. Gene Ontology annotation, molecular function: structural constituent of ribosome. Bases 70 to 603 code for a protein of 177 amino acids. Gene Ontology annotation, biological process: translation. Lineage: Eukaryota; Metazoa; Arthropoda; Insecta; Hymenoptera; Formicidae. The record is from RefSeq and is a predicted model, not a curated record.
GCUUCCGUUCUUCUUCCACCAUGGCGAUAGUUUCCUUUCCGGUUAACGCGAUUGAAGUAGACUGCGACAAUGAAGGCUAAGGGAGAAUUGAAGGAAUUCGAGGUGAUCGGGCGUAAACUGCCCACGGAAAAGGAGAAGAAUACGCCGCUAUACAAAAUGCGAAUCUUCGCUCCGGACGCGAUUGUCGCCAAGUCAAGAUUUUGGUACUUCUUGCGCCAGCUGAAGAAGUUCAAGAAGAGUACGGGAGAAAUUGUAUCCCUGAAGCAGAUUCCGGAGAAAACUCCAACCAAGAUCAAGAACUUCGGCAUCUGGUUGAGAUACGACUCGCGAUCGGGCACCCACAACAUGUACCGGGAGUACAGAGAUCUUUCCGUCAGCGGUGCUGUAACGCAGUGCUACCGAGACAUGGGAGCUCGUCAUCGCGCGCGUGCUCACUCAAUUCAGAUAAUCAAGGUGGAAGUUGUGAAAGCCAUGAAUUGUCGCAGACCGCAGGUUAAACAGUUCCACGACUCCAAGAUCAAGUUCCCGCUGCCCAAGCGCAUCCAUCACAGAAACAGAAUGCCGUUGUUCAGCGUUCGCAAACCGCGCACCUAUUUCCUUUAAAUACUUUGCAGUAUUUUGUACUGUGUAUAUAAAAACUAAAUAAAUGUGUCGCUAUAUAUAUAUA